UGUGGCAGACAGAAUAUGACCGGCUGCCUGAGCCUAUGGGAGGGUCCAUGGGAUUCUUAUGCGUUGAGAUCCUCCACACUGGGUUUCCAGGGACAUGGAGUUCCUCCCUUAGUCACGCAGUCUUCAGACAGCGUAUCCUUGGACGUCUCACGAGACAGCCACAGGGCGGUUAAGCCGCACUGCAACCUCAGCACCGAGCUGCCAUCACCUCAUUCCUCACAGUGAAGAGUAUUGCAUGUCUGGGAGUUCUUGCUCUUGCGUAUGGGUCUGCUGCCUCUACAGUGGGAAGCGGCCAGACUGCUCAACUCUUUCUGUGCUGUGGAGAAGACUUUGCAGUGCAGUUGCUCCUUUCGUGGGAUCCCCACACCCUCUGUGCAGUGGUGGAUGGAUGAUGCUCCUGUGGAUGUGAACAGUGGGCAUGGCCACCUCCAGGUGACCUCUACCACACUUGGCCCCUGGGACAACAGCACCCUCAGCAUGGCCAAGGACCCAGAAAUGGGCACAGUCCUUCUUUGUGAAGGAAAGAACCAACAUGGAACCCAUGGUCUGAGCAUCCUACUGAUGUCAAGAAGGGGCCCUUUGGCUCCCCAGAUCUUCCUGAAGGCGCUGCUCCAGGGUGUUGUCUAUGCAGCCAUGGCAACCACACUACUUUUCUUCUGCCUCCUCCCCUUCAUAGUGAAACUUCUCAGGAUGCAGAAGGCAAAGAAGUGUGCACAGAUGAGAGCACAGCAGGACUCUAAGCCUGGACCAGAGGGAGACUCCAUUGUGAAGCCCAAGGAACCUAGAAAAUCCAGAACUGAGUCACCUGGGAAGUUGCUCUCAGAAAAGGAAGACAGCCUGAAGCCAGCGGAGCCUCUGGAGGAAACCGCACCACACCCAAAGCUCUCAUUAUUCCCAGAAUCACAAAAACCCAUGGAGAGCCCAGAAACCCCAAGUCCGUAAUAAACUUGGAGUCCUGCAAAUCUGAGCUCACGAAGACCUCUCGGCCUCUACACAACCUGUACACUCCAAGGUGUGGAGACAACACUGGGCUGGGCUCAGGACUUUAAAAGGUCACCUGUAUGACUGGUGUUUGGUGACGGGAGUCACAAGACUAUGCAGCAAAUGCACAGCUGGCAGACCACUGGACAG
Messenger RNA from Arvicola amphibius (Eurasian water vole), 1131 nucleotides. It is a transcript of the gene Siglecl1, whose product is annotated as SIGLEC family like 1. Bases 262 to 942 code for a protein of 226 amino acids. Gene Ontology annotation, biological process: cell adhesion. Lineage: Eukaryota; Metazoa; Chordata; Mammalia; Rodentia; Cricetidae. Gene Ontology annotation, cellular component: plasma membrane. The transcript has 6 exons. Gene Ontology annotation, molecular function: sialic acid binding. The record is from RefSeq and is a predicted model, not a curated record.